This is a messenger RNA of Plutella xylostella (diamondback moth), 1107 nucleotides long. RefSeq names its product cuticular protein RR-1 motif 41 (gene CPR41). Gene Ontology annotation, cellular component: chitin-based extracellular matrix. The record is from RefSeq and is a predicted model, not a curated record. Gene Ontology annotation, molecular function: structural constituent of chitin-based larval cuticle. NCBI's taxonomy places the organism in Eukaryota, Metazoa, Arthropoda, Insecta, Lepidoptera, Plutellidae.
GACAAGUGAAUCAACUUUAUUGAAGAAGAUAAAAAAGGUAUAAAUACGAUUAGGAUUGUGAAAUGAGACAUUCAUACAGUUAACCCUGUUUGAAACCGACGAAAAUGCGGGGCUUUUUGAUUCUCUCGGUUACCCUGGCGGUCGCCUUGGCGGCAGAGCCGCUGAAACGCCAGGCGUUCUUCAACAACGCUUUCGGCGCGCGCCGCACGGUCCCCGUGCUAGCCGCCCCGGUGGUCAGCGCGACCGCGUCCGCCCGCUACAACCCCGCCGUCGGCCGGUACAACCCUGCUGCUGACAACUCGGGUCGCUACGUCGACAACUCCGGCAGAUACGUUCCCGAUGACUCCGGCAAAUACAACGACCAGUCUGGCAGAUACAUCCCCGAUGACUCUGGCAAAUACAACGGUGACCGCGGCGACCGCGGUGGUGCCGGCGGCUUCUACUCGGGCUCCAGCGACCGCGGCGGUCCCGGCGGAUUCUACACCGGCUCCUCUGACGCCGGCGGCCCCGGAGGCCCCGGAGGCCCAGGUGGCGCUUACUCUGGCAGCGGUACCCGUGGGUCCGGCGCGAGCGGCGCGGGCGGCGCUAGCGGCGUGGUCGCUGUCUCCUCCGCCAGCUCCUCUGGCUUCGGCAAGUCAUCCGCCUCCAGCAGCGUGAGCGGCGUCUCCGGCGCCUCCCUGCUGGUCUCCUCCAACCGAGGCGCCUCCUCCGCCUCCGCCUCCGCCAGCCGCAACACCGGCGACUACAACUACAAGUAUGGCAUCAUCCGCUACGACAACGACAUCUCUCCCGAAGGCUACCACUACCUGUACGAGACCGAGAACAAGAUCCUCGCCGAGGAGGCGGGCAAGCUCGAGCAGAUCAGCAGCGAGGAGGACGGCAUCCGAGCCAAGGGAUUCUACGAGUUCGUCGCCCCCGACGGCGUCACCUACAGAGUGGACUACACGGCUGAUGAGAACGGAUUCGUGCCCACCGGAGCGCAUUUGCCCUGAGAAAUUAAAUUAUUUAUAACCUAGUGUCUAAUAGUACAAACGGAGAGAACUCACGAAUUUAUGUUGAUAUAGUUUUAAGUAAAUAAAUGAAAAAUGAUUGAGCGACUAUAAAGUA